This is a messenger RNA of Neocloeon triangulifer, 562 nucleotides long. Its product is annotated as migration and invasion enhancer 1. Lineage: Eukaryota; Metazoa; Arthropoda; Insecta; Ephemeroptera; Baetidae. The record is from RefSeq and is a predicted model, not a curated record. The coding region runs from base 109 to 405 and encodes 98 amino acids. The transcript is spliced from 3 exons. Gene Ontology annotation, biological process: positive regulation of filopodium assembly; negative regulation of apoptotic process.
CUAAAUUCUCUGUCCUUUUUUUUAAGCAGCAUCAACAAGGACAAGGAGUAUUAAUAUAAUAUAAUUAUUAUACGUGUAAAACAAAGUAUUAUUGACAUAAAAUUUAAUAUGUCGGCGUCAAAAAUUGAAGUUGAAUACUGUGGAACUUGCGGCCACAAGCAACAGUUCGAUGAGCUAGCAGAAAAAGUGAAAGAGAAAAUGCCAUGGGCCGAAUUAUCAGGAAAAGAAGGCAGGAGAGGAUCGUUUGAAGUGACAAUUAACGAAACACUGGUCCAUUCAAAACUGCAAACAUUGGCAUUUCCCGAUUAUGAUGAUGUCGUCGAAGCUGCAAAAGAGGCUGAACAAGGAAAACCAGUGAGGACAAAAUUGAAGCAGCAGGUUAUCACUAACUGUAGCAUCUCUUGAAUCUAAUACUGGUCCCCAUUUUGUAAAUAUUGUAGGGUAAAAUUUUUUUAACAAUAAUUAAGGAUGUGAUAAAUUGCGAGUUGGAUAGAUUUAUUACGGCGCAAACCCAAUACAAAAUAAAAUGCAAAAAAACUUGAUGAUUUAAGAAAUAUUGUAG